This is a messenger RNA of Mugil cephalus (flathead mullet), 1293 nucleotides long. Its product is annotated as transmembrane protein 69-like. The coding region runs from base 224 to 1027 and encodes 267 amino acids. The record is from RefSeq and is a predicted model, not a curated record. The transcript is spliced from 3 exons. NCBI's taxonomy places the organism in Eukaryota, Metazoa, Chordata, Actinopteri, Mugiliformes, Mugilidae.
CAGUUUAUACCAAGUAUUUUUUAUUUUAUCAAUACUUAGUACAAUUUCAUGCUAGAUUGUUUCCAUUAAGACUGACUGUAGUGUGGUGGAACCGAAGUUCAGGGCGCUUCUUGUGGAACACGGAGGAAAUUAACCGCGUACCAACGUGAAAGCAGCAACUCUCUGCGAGCUGACCCCUGGAGCCCAAUUAUUGUGACUAUGAAAUUUUAGACCAGCACCAGAGAUGCUCUCUGUUAUAUUUAGAAGAGGCACUGUUGCAGCACAGAAGGUUUUGCACUGGGCAGGUCCUCCACAAAGAUGCUGGACAUCAGCCCUGACCGGAGCUUCAAAUGGUGGCCCCGUCUCCACCUGCUGGGCCUCGUCAUCCAGGCUCCCUUCUACAGAAAGGAACACAGAACCCGCGAUUGUUCCUGGUUUGAGGAGGACCGAGCUCUUCCAAGCUCCUCGUGCUUCAUUUAUGACGAGGAACCAGUACUUCCACUCUUCUUCUGUGAGGCUGAAGAAGCGAGCGAUACCCGAACCUCCUCCUAAAGAGCUUGAUCUGCUGCGCUACGACAUGAAGCACUUGUGGAAAAGUCCCAAACCGGCCCUCAUCUUGGGGUUCACAGGGCUGAUCCCCUUCGUCUCGCCCACUCUGUUCAUGGCUGCGACUGAGAACUUCUACCCGGAGCUGGCUUAUGCCCAAGUAGCCUACGCAGCCUCCAUCGUUUCUUUCCUGGGUGGAGCCCGGUGGGGAUUUGCGCUUCCUGACAGCAGCCCAGCCAAGCCCGACUGGAUAAACCUGGCCAACAGCGUGGUUCCCUCCCUCCUAGCCUGGGUGACGAUGCUGUUGACCGACAGUAUCACUGUGGCAGCCACCAUGGUCGUCAUGGCGCUCGGGAUCUCGCUGCAUUACGAUCUGUCGCUCCUUCCCACGUACCCCAGCUGGUUCAAAGCCAUGCGCGCCGUCCUGACAGUGGUGGCGUUCUUUUCUCUACUCGGUACACUCAUAAUGAACGGUUUAUUCCCAGAAAAAAAAUUAUUUUAGAUUGAUAGUAACCAGUUCAACACAUCUACUCAUCAUAAGUCUUUCAGGGUGAAUUUCUUUCUUGAUUUGUGAAUAUCUGACACACAAACUGACUUCUGUCUUCAGUGUUGAGCCAUUUUAGUAAAGAUUAUGUGUCGUCGACAUUAUUCAAGAAUCAAAUUGAUUUUAAUAGCGCGCAUGUUGUCCUGCAAGUGUCCUCCACAGUUCAGGAGAUUAGUAGAAGGAAGUAGACAGACACAUAUCUAAUAAAAGUGCUUGUAAAUGUG